Molecule: messenger RNA, 2319 nt
Organism: Dioscorea cayenensis subsp. rotundata (Guinea yam)
Lineage: Eukaryota; Viridiplantae; Streptophyta; Magnoliopsida; Dioscoreales; Dioscoreaceae
Exons: 4
Coding region: 1-2319 (772 amino acids)
Source: RefSeq, a predicted model, not a curated record
AUGACGAACGAAGAUAGAAUUGGUUCUUUACAUGAAGAGGCUCAAGAAUGGAAACAAUAUGGACCAGAACACCAGCUUCUUCAUCAAGAUACAAGUAGAAGAAGAAUGCAACUUCCAAAGCAAGUUUGCGAUGACAAUAGCCAUGCUCAGAUACAAAAUAUGCGUCCUGACCGGCAGUGGAUGUAUCAAAGGAGAACAAGAGGAUUAAUUGAUCCAAAUUUUAUAGAUGGCGUAAAUUCAUUUGUGGAGUUUGCUAAGGCUCACUCGAAUUGUCUUGAUGGUUAUUUGAUGAGAUGUCCAUGCAACCAUAAGAAAUGUCGGAAUCGGAAUUUAUUGGAUGAAGAUACUAUUAAAGCACACAUUGCUAAGUAUGGAUUUGUGGAGAAUUAUGAAACCUGGAUCCAUCAUGGUGAAAGUGAUGAUGGUAUUAUUUUUAGAGGACAUGUAGUGGGAGAGGUGUUUGAGCAAUUUGUUGAGGAUGAGAAUUUGUCCGCAUUUGGGACAAUGAUUCAUGAUGUUGUAGGGCCUUCAUUUCAAUCAAAUGAUAUUGAAGACAACCCGACCCCAGCAAUUCAACAUAUUUAUGACUUGUUAAGAGCAGAACAACAAGAAUUAUGGCCUAAUAAUCCUAAUAGAAUAUCAAAAUUAUCUGUUGUUGCUCGCUUAAUGAAUUUGAAGGCAGAACAUCAUUUUUCUGAAAGAUUAUAUGAUGACUUUUGCCAAUUGAUGAAAGAAUGCGUCCCAAGUAAUAAUGUUAUGGUUGAUGGAUUCUAUGAAACGAAGCAGUUAGUUAGAGGCUUGGGGUUACCGGUUGAGCAGAUUGAUUGUUGUAAAAGAGCAUGUAUGUUGUAUUGGGGUGAAGACAGAGAAUUGAUAAGUUGCAAAUUAUGUGGCCAUGAUAGGUACAAGAGAGGUAGAACUAAUUUUGGUAGCCGAAAAACAAUGGUACCAUAUAAGAAAAUGUUCUACUUCCCUUUGACCCCUCGUCUUCAAAGGUUAUAUGCAUCUAAUGCUACUGCUAAGCACAUGAGAUGCCAUUGUGAACAUGAAAUGGAAAAAGAUGGUGUAAUGCGGCAUUGCUCAGAUUCUCCUGCAUGGAAACACUUUGAUAAAAUGCACCCAUCAUUUGCAUCAGAAUGUAGGAAUGUCAGAUUGGGUUUAUGCACAGAUGGAUUCCAACCAUUCAGGCAAUCUGGUCAACAAUACUCAUCAUGGCCGGUGAUAGUCACACCAUACAAUUUACCACCAUGGAUGUGCAUGAAAGAUGAGUACAUGUUCCUCUCUAUAAUUGUUCCGGGUCAAGCAAAUACUAAGGACAAAUUAGAUGAGAUUGGUGUGGAGACUUAUGAUGUCGCGAGCAAACAAAAUUUUAGGAUGAGAGCUGCAUUGAUGUGGACAAUCAGUGAUUUCCCAGCUUAUUCAAUGUUGUCUGGCUGGAGUACAACGGGGAAACUAGCAUGCCCAUAUUGCAUGGAAGAUUCAUAUGCUUUCAUUCUGACAAAAGAUGGAAGGAAUAAGAAGUGGUUCCUAAAGGGAAAAUUAGUAAAGAAAGCUACACCUCAAGUGAAAUCUGGCGAUCAAAUACUUGAAGAAAUUGAGAGCUUUGGGCUUCAAAAGAUCACAGAAAUAAAUGGAGAGGAAAUAAAUUAUGAUAUUAAAAAGCAUUGUAACAAAUGUGGAUGGAAGAAAAGAAGUAUAUUUUGGGAUUUGCCUUAUUGGAAGACAAUCCUCAUUAGGUACAACUUGGAUGUAAUGCACAUUGAGAAGAACUGCUUUGAUAACAUUUUUAACACUGUGAUGAAUGUGUCUGGAAAAUUAAAAGACAAUGCGAAAUCCAGAGAAGAUUUGAAGGUAUUUUGUGAUAGGCCUGAGUUACAUAUGGAUGAAAGAACAAAGAGGUUUCCAAAGGCAUGUUACAUUCUUGAUAGAAAACAAAAAGAAGAAUUAUGCAAUUGGUUGAAGGAGCUUAAAUUCCCAGAUGGAUAUGUCUCAAAUAUGGGUAGAUGUGUGGACCAGCGUAGAUUGAAAUUGUUUGGCAUGAAAAGCUAUGAUUGUCAUGUUUUCAUGCAACGAUUAAUACCCAUUGCAUUUCGAGAGCUACUACCACAGAAUGUAUUGGAAGGAUUAACAGAGUUGAGCAUUUUUUUUAAAGAUCUCACUGCUAGAGUCAUUAAAGAUAAGUAUAUGCAAAGAUUGGAAUGGGAAAUCCCAAUUAUUUUGUGUAAGCUUGAGAGAAUAUUUCCUCCAAGCUUCUUUGAUUGCAUGGAACAUCUCCCAGUUCACUUAGCCUAUGAAGCAAGAAUUGCUGGACCGGUAUAA